AUGCCCCCUCCUUAUCGAAAGCCCAGCCACAGACCAGUCAAGAAGAGGAAGAGAGGACCUGAUGAGCCUCCGGACAGUAGCCAAUCCCACUUGUCUAGGAGGGGGCAAAUCCAAAAGUGCUCAAACUGUGGGGAAUCUGGACACAAGAGGAGAAGAUGCAAGAAGCCAUCCCUGGAUGCCCAACAACCAAGGCAAGCUCCUAGCAAAAGGACCAGAGCAAGAAGGAAGCCUUCAUCUAUCAGACCUACAUCCAGAUCUAAGGCUUCAUCCCAGCCCAACAUGCCAUCUGCAAAUGGAGGUUUGAGGAGGUCCACUAGGUCUAGAGCAACAUCUCAGCCCCAACCAGCCACCACUUCUUCUCAGCCCAACUCAACCCAUUCCAGGUCCAAGCCCACAUCAUCCUCUACUAGGCCCAACAGAAAGCCCACUAGAAGCCUUACACAAGAACCACUAGCACCAAAGGAGAAGGGUGCAGCCAGCUCCAGCCAACCAGCCGGACUUGUCUCCUUUAGUCACAGAAUUUCACUGCAUGUAUCUCCUAGAAAGCUGAAGCUCAUGGCUAAACUUCCACCAAGACUUUGGAAAAAACUUUAA
Arachis duranensis is the source of this 594-nucleotide messenger RNA. RefSeq lists its product as uncharacterized. The record is from RefSeq and is a predicted model, not a curated record. The transcript has 2 exons. Gene Ontology annotation, molecular function: zinc ion binding; nucleic acid binding. NCBI's taxonomy places the organism in Eukaryota, Viridiplantae, Streptophyta, Magnoliopsida, Fabales, Fabaceae. Bases 1 to 594 code for a protein of 197 amino acids.